Molecule: messenger RNA, 3381 nt
Organism: Brassica napus (rape)
Lineage: Eukaryota; Viridiplantae; Streptophyta; Magnoliopsida; Brassicales; Brassicaceae
Product: transportin-1
Exons: 28
Coding region: 159-2828 (889 amino acids)
Biological process (GO): protein import into nucleus
Cellular component (GO): cytoplasm; nucleus
Molecular function (GO): small GTPase binding; nuclear import signal receptor activity
Source: RefSeq, a predicted model, not a curated record
UAAAGAAUUUUAAACCCAACUCAGGAGGGGGAGGGGAGGGUCUUUCUCUGCAUCCUCCUCCUCCACUGUCUUUUUCAAAACUUUGCUGUGCUUUAUUGUUGUACAAAGAAUCAUAUAUUCUUCUCCUCACACGAGUGACCAUUUCCCCCACGACAAUCAUGGCGGUCUGGCAGCCCCGAGAGGAUGGCCUCUCUGAGAUCUGUGCUCUUCUCGAGCAACAGAUUUCUCCUUCCUCCGCCGCCGUUGACAAGUCUCAGAUUUGGAAGCAACUUGAGCACUUCUCCCAGAUUCCCGAUUUCAACAACUAUCUCGUCUUCAUCCUCGUCCGCGCUCAGGGUAAGUCAGUAGAGAUUCGCCAAGCUGCUGGAUUGCUGCUGAAAAACAAUUUGAAAGGUGGAUAUUCAUCCAUGGCUCAAGAGAACCGAAAGUACAUCAAGUCGGAGCUGCUGCCUUGUCUGGGAGCAGUGGACAGACAUAUCCGGACAACGGUUGGAACUAUCAUCAGUGAAAUUGUUAAUAUAGAUGGUGUUUCUGGAUGGCUUGAGCUUUUGCCAGCUCUUGUAACUUGUUUAGACAGCAAUGAUCUGAAUCACAUGGAUGGUGCAAUGGAUGCAUUGUCAAAGAUUUGUGAGGAUAUCCCACAUGUAUUGGAUUCAGAAGUGCCUGGUUUAGCAGAAACCACCCCUAUCAACAUUUUCUUGCCUAGGCUAUUUCAGUUUUUCCAAUCGCCACAUGCUUCGCUGAGGAAGCUUUCCCUAGGGUGUGUGAACCAAUAUGUCAUAAUUAUGCCUGCUGCUUUGUACAAUUCCAUGGAUAAGUACCUCCAGGGCCUGUUUGUCCUUGCCAAUGAUCCUGUAGCAGAAGUCAGAAAAUUAGUAUGCGCAGCAUUUGUGCAGCUCACGGAAGUUCUCCCCUCGUCUAUAGAGCCACAUCUCAGGAAUGUAAUGGAAUACAUGCUACAAGUCAACAAAUACCCUGACGAAGAAGUCGCUCUUGAAGCAUGUGAAUUUUGGUCUGCGUACUGUGACGCUCAGCUUCCGCCGGACAAUUUAAAAGAGUUACUACCACGACUUAUUCCAGUGUUGCUCUCAAACAUGGCUUAUGCAGAUGACGACGAGUCGCUUUUGGAUGCGGAGGAAGAUGAGUCUCAACCAGACAGAGAUCAGGAUUUGAAACCUCGAUUUCAUACAUCAAGGCUUCAUGGAUCAGAGUAUUUUGAUGACGAUGAUGAUGACUCGUUUAACGUCUGGAAUUUAAGAAAGUGCAGUGCAGCAGCUAUUGACGUUCUCUCUAAUGUAUUUGGAGAUGAAAUCCUUCCAGCACUCAUGCCUCUUAUUCAGGCGAAAAUAUCAACUUCUGGUGAUGAGACCUGGAAAGAAAGGGAAGCUGCUGUUUUGACCCUUGGGGCUAUUGCUGAAGGCUGCUUUAACGGUCUUUACCCUCACUUGUCUGAGAUCGUAGCAUUUCUUCUUCCUCUUUUAGAUGACAAGUUCCCUCUCAUACGGAGCAUAUCUUGCUGGACGCUUUCUCGAUUUGGCAAGUAUCUUAUCCAGGAAACUGGCAAUCCAAAGGGUUACGAACAGUUUGAGAAAGUUCUUAUGGGUCUUCUCCGCAGACUCUUGGAUACGAACAAGCGGGUCCAGGAGGCUGCCUGUUCAGCUUUUGCAACUGUUGAAGAGGAUGCCGCUGAAGAGUUAGUGCCACACCUAGGAGUAAUACUGCAGCAUCUAAUGUGCGCUUUUGGAAAGUAUCAGAGGCGGAACUUAAGAAUUGUUUAUGAUGCUAUUGGAACACUGGCAGAUUCGGUUAGAGAAGAGUUGAAUAAGCCUGCUUAUCUUGAAAUUCUGAUGCCUCCACUGGUCGCAAAGUGGCAACAACUUUCAAAUUCAGACAAAGAUCUAUUUCCAUUGCUGGAAUGCUUCACGUCUAUUUCGCAGGCUUUGGGUGUUGGGUUCGCUCCAUUUGCUCAGCCUGUUUUCCAGAGAUGUAUGGAUAUCAUCCAGCUACAACAACUGGCUAAGGUUGAUCCUGCUUCUGCUGGGGCUCAGUACGAUAGAGAAUUCAUUGUUUGCUCUCUUGAUUUACUUUCUGGACUUGCUGAAGGACUUGGCAGUGGGAUAGAGUCUCUGAUUUCACAAAGUAACCUAAGAGAUGUGCUUCUUAAGUGUUGCAUGGAUGAAACCUCUGAUGUCAGACAAAGUGCUUUUGCCCUCAUGGGUGAUCUUGCAAGAGUAUUCCCGGCCUACCUACAACCUCGUCUGCUUGAGUUCCUUGAAAUUGCAAGCCAGCAACUGAAUGCAAACCUCAGUAGAGAAAACCUUUCUGUCGCAAAUAAUGCUUGUUGGGCCAUUGGAGAAUUAGCAGUCAAGGUUCGUCAAGAAGUCUCACCAAUUGUGACCAACGUUGUCUCUUCCCUGGGCCUGAUUCUUCAGCAUGGAGAGGCUGUUAAUAAGUCACUAGUUGAGAACAGUGCAAUUACUUUGGGGAGACUAGCAUGGAUUCGUCCAGACCUCGUUGCACCUCACAUGGAGCACUUCAUGAAGCCAUGGUGCUUGGCAUUGUCAAUGGUACGUGAUGACAUUGAGAAAGAAGAGGCAUUUAGAGGAUUAUGUGCAGUGGUUAAAGUGAAUCCAUCAGGAGGUGUCAGCUCACUUGUUUUCAUAUGCAAAGCCAUUGCAAGCUGGCAUGAAAUAAGAAACGAGGACGUCAAAAACGAAGUCUCCCAAGUUCUGAACGGCUAUAAACACAUGCUUGGAAACUCAUGGGCGGAAUGUUGGUCUGCUUUGGAACCUCCUGUAAAAGAAAGGCUUUCGAGAUACCAAGUGUAAUAAUGAUUGUACACCGGUUACUCUCAAAUAUGAGAAAGAUCUGAUCUAUCUUAUUCAUUGCAAACAACAAAUAGAUUCACUGAGCUUGAUGAGCAGAAGGCGCUUUUGACACACAAUUAAGAUGGAAGGGCAGAAAGGUCACAAGAGAAAAGAAACAGUACAGAGUUUGGUAUGUGUGGGUGGGGCUCUUCAGAUAACAUGGUUUUAACGUCUUCUAUACUUCCUAUUACUCGAUCAAAAAAAAAAUAUAUAUAUAUAUAUACUUUCUGUUACUACAUCAACUCUUCGUCCUUUAUCUUUGGUGGGCAACGUUUUAUGGAAGGUUAAAGCAGUUUUGGCUAUCAGAUUUCUAAACCGAUGGAGCUUAAGGAAGAUUCAAUAUUCAUUGUGCAUCAACUUGGUGAACUAUUGGACAUGUGGAUUAGUGGAUACCAAUAAAAGAAUGUGUUUUGUCUUCUGCCAUCAUGCUCAUCUGAGUUUGGUUACUCUAUUUGACACUAGUAUUACGACAAAUAUUCAUUACAAAUGUUCUAUUGCAUUUAUAUUUAAAUCU